Harmonia axyridis is the source of this 2278-nucleotide messenger RNA. RefSeq names its product protein sister of odd and bowel-like. Bases 348 to 1490 code for a protein of 380 amino acids. Lineage: Eukaryota; Metazoa; Arthropoda; Insecta; Coleoptera; Coccinellidae. The transcript has 2 exons. Gene Ontology annotation, biological process: regulation of transcription by RNA polymerase II; embryo development; embryonic pattern specification. Gene Ontology annotation, cellular component: nucleus. Gene Ontology annotation, molecular function: DNA-binding transcription factor activity, RNA polymerase II-specific; RNA polymerase II transcription regulatory region sequence-specific DNA binding. The record is from RefSeq and is a predicted model, not a curated record.
CCCAGAUGGCGCGGAGGAGAAACAACUGACGUCGAUGAGAUGGCCAGCUUGCUUAGUCUUUUGUCUACUGUAAAGGACUACGUGCGCGCGUUUGCAUCUCAGGCGGCUUAGGAGUUACGUACUUAAUUAACAUUCGAAUAAACAACCAGUGUAAACAGUAAUUACGCUCAAAUUAAAUAGUGAUAAUUGAACUCAGUGACCAGUGACAACUCUAAGGACCUCAUAAACGAACGUCAGGACCCCAGAAAAAUUUCCAAACCUUUUCAACGCAGUAAGUCCAAAAUAAUCUAAAAUGCUCGUAGUCCUCGGACUUACUUCCAAAGCGAUUUAGUCCUGAAAUAACCGAAAUGCAGACUUCAACUGAAUCCCCGAAUGUUCUAGCGUUAGAAAAAAACGACAUGUGUCCGAAAACACCUGAUUUAAGCCAAACCCAGCUGAAUUUAGCAACAGCAAUGCUCCAAGAAAACAUCAUACAAAGAUCGAUACAAAAUGUGGCUUUGUCGCUGCAAAGUGCAAUGAUGAAUUCGCUGCAACAGGCUGCUUUACUUCCCGCUAAUUCCGCAGCUGCUGCAGCUUUGAAUUUGCAAGCUUUAGAAUCCUACUUGACUCUGCAAAGGUUGACGACUGUAUCAGCGAAUGUUAACAACAACGGCAACAGGAUAGAUAUUUUGAAAAUUGCAACUAGCACUGCUAAGAUUUCUGAAGAAACUGUGAGUAACAGUGAAGAAGUAACUAAUACGAGCUUAACUGAAGAUGUUGAAUUAUCCGAAGAAGUAGAGGAAGAUUUGGCGCUGUUGGACAGUGAAGAAGGUUUGGGCAACUUCUCCAUAUCAUCCCCAAUUGACACUAGUUAUCCCAGUUUGAUAAUGAAUUCGAUAUACCAAACGUCUACAAACCCUAGCACAGUUUCAUCAUCCACCAACACUUCAAUAUCAUCAUCCACCAACGUUGUAAGUCGCCAAAAAAGUUCUUCAAGGCCUAAGAAACAAUUCAUCUGCAAGUUUUGCAACCGUCAAUUCACCAAGAGCUAUAAUUUGUUGAUCCAUGAAAGGACUCACACGGACGAGCGACCGUAUUCUUGUGACAUAUGUCAGAAAGCCUUCAGGAGACAGGAUCACCUCAGGGACCAUAGGUACAUCCACAGCAAAGAAAAACCCUUCAAGUGCACCGAAUGUGGAAAAGGCUUCUGCCAAUCAAGAACCCUAGCAGUCCACAAGAUCCUCCACAUGGAAGAAUCCCCACACAAGUGUCCUGUAUGCUCGCGAUCCUUCAAUCAAAGAUCUAACCUCAAAACUCACCUUCUCACCCACACAGACAUCAAACCCUACAACUGUUCAGCCUGUGGAAAGGUUUUCAGAAGGAACUGUGAUCUCAGAAGGCAUAGCCUGACCCACAACCUAGGCGCAGGUGGUGCCAACAAUACCAUCACGAAUCAAAACCAGAAUUUUACCAUUGACUCCAUCAUAAGCAAAGCUAGUGGUAGUAAGUAGGCUUAAAUAAGGUGUAUUGUAUAAUUGUGAAAGAACAGUUAGUUAGGCGCAUUGUGUAAGUGAUGAAAGUAUGUUCUGCUGUUGAUUUAUGUAUUAAAGAAGUUCCUUCAACUGUCGGCGAAUUCGAUCUCUAUUGAAUAUACAGGGUGUUUCCAAAUUUUUUCAAAGUUUAACAAGAAUUCUAUUUUCUUCGAAACUUUUGUUUCAAAUUAUUUUGAUUGAUGUUGAUUUAGACACACCCUGUAUAGAUUUACCUAGUUAUAGUAGAUAUCAAUUAUACUUUUUCAAAUUAUUCGGUUACUAUGAUAAUUAUCGAUCCAAUUUUUUAUUUAGAAUUGUAAAAUUGUUGCCUGCUGAUGAAUAGCUUUAAAAUUAUAAAAACCCUUUUUGUUGGAAUGCUAAAUAUAGAUAUAACAUACCUAAUCAUGGUUAAAAUUAUCCCAUAUGAGAUUACUUCAUGCAUUUUUUAUGUGGUUCAUUGAAGAAGUAAGCACUUAUGAAUUUACAACUGCAAUGACAUUCUCCUCUGAUGUGUGUAUGAUAUGAUGUAAAAAAAUUGAAAUGAAUAUGUUUGUUGUAAUAUUUCAUUUCAAUCGCAAUUAUUGUAAUGUAUUUUGAUCUCCUUGAGAUGUCUCAGUUUGAUUACUGAAUCACUUUCUUAUCUGAAUAACGUCUUCUUUAGGUCUGAAGUUAUUUGUUGUGAUAUCGAAUUGUGAAUGUAUUAUGUAUAUACCCUUUUUGUAUAUUUUUGUAUAUUCAAGAUGAAUCGAAUAAAUAUGUGAAGUUUA